Molecule: messenger RNA, 1164 nt
Organism: Phoenix dactylifera (date palm)
Lineage: Eukaryota; Viridiplantae; Streptophyta; Magnoliopsida; Arecales; Arecaceae
Product: acidic leucine-rich nuclear phosphoprotein 32 family B protein
Source: RefSeq, a predicted model, not a curated record
AUGACCCAGCUGUGCAGCUCUGACACCCACCUCCUCCUGGGCCUCCUCUUCCAUGACUUGCUAUCCUUGUGCUCCUUCUUAGCCUCCCAUCCCCUCCACUUGGCUUACUUCCUCUUCUUCUUCCCUUACCUUUUCCGACUUCUCUCAUUCUUCUACCCACUCCUCCUCUCCACCUCCCUCCUCCUCCUCGUCCUCCUCACCAUCUCUCCCCAGCUGGAUGAUCCCCCUCGCGCACCGCCCGGAUUACUUCGAAACACUUGCUCCAUUGUCUUCCACCUUCUCAAGGCAAAGCUUGAAAGCCAUGCCCCUGUCGAGCUACUAGACCAACUGGCCUCGAUGGUUCUCGCACCAAUGGACGACGCAGGCCCAUACUUCCAAGUGCCUGUCAUGCCGGCGUUGGUUGGUGCAGAGGUGUUUGAGCUGCAGUUCGGAACCAUGGGCGACUUCUGCAAUCCUUCUAGUGUAGUAGUAAGUUGUGCGGUAGAAGAGAUCCCAAGUAAGCCUGGUCUGGAGAAUUCUCAAAAGGGUGAACUUUUGGCUUCCAAUUAUGGAAUUGGAGAGAACCCACUCAUGGAUCCUAAAGAGAAUGAGCUUUUGGUACCCCAUUCCGACGGUACACAGUUAACCAACAAAGUUGCCGAAGAUUCGUCGACAGCUUUUGAGCCUGAAAACUCAUGCAGGAUGCCUGAGCCGGCUGCUGACAGUGUAGGAGGAGAACUUAUGAGAUCCACUUCAAGGAGAAGAAGACAGAGUACAAGCAGAGGUUCGGAUGGCCUUCAAAGAGAUAAUUCUAUGAGAAAAGAAAAAGAGUGGAAGAGGACAUUAGCUUGCAAGCUUUACGAGGAGCGUAUGACGUAUAAGCUAUGCGAGGAGCGAACGGUUGCUGAAGGAGGUGAAGAGAUGGAUUUGCUUUGGGAGGCUUAUGAGGUGAAUGCUUCCAAGGAUGGUAAGUUGAUGAGCAAUGGAAGAAAAGGAAAGAAAGAUGAGCAGGAAGAGGAAGAUGAAGGGACAGUUGGGCAGCUGUGUUGCUUACAAGCAUUGAAACUGUCCGCAGGAAAGAUGAAUUUGGGAGUUGGGAGGCCUAAUUUAGUGAAGAUAUCCAAGGUCUUAAAAGGGAUGGCAAUGUUUAAGCGUGUGGGCAGGCAUAGUAGCAGAAAGGAAUGA